Messenger RNA from Thrips palmi, 1228 nucleotides. RefSeq lists its product as uncharacterized. Lineage: Eukaryota; Metazoa; Arthropoda; Insecta; Thysanoptera; Thripidae. The coding region runs from base 410 to 943 and encodes 177 amino acids. The transcript is spliced from 5 exons. The record is from RefSeq and is a predicted model, not a curated record.
CAUCUGGCCAGUGGAACCAGGUACCGGCGGGCCCCUUUGUGUACGGGGGCCCGGGGUCGUUGCCAGGGAAAGGCCUCGGCUUUAUGUCGGGGAUAGCCCCCUGGUGCGGCCCCGCCGGCGUAGUUGGGCUGGAAGUUGCCUCUUCCGUUCCCGGCCUGGUUCCGUGACCGGGUCGGGAUGUAAGUGGAGUUUUCGUCGGGAGCGGCUCAGUCACGACCAGCAGCGCCGUCAGGUUGAGAGCUCACCAUCGGGUUCUGUGACAGCAAGCUUCACAACAACUGCACCACAAGCGGGUGGCUGGCGGUGAUUGCCACAGACCAUACCGGAGACCUGGACAAGGCCAGGCUGCCCUUUCCUUCACCUUUGGUCAGUCGUGCUGGCCCGUUGACAUGUCGUCUUUGGUUAUUGGAUGACUCAGACGUAUGUGAGCCAUGCAGCUUGGGUUUCUUCCUCGGAUUUUGGAUAUGCUGCCAGUCUGUCGGUGUGGACUAUCAUCAUGGUAUAUGGCCGACUCCUGCAUCUCCCUGACCAGUUCGUGGAUUUGGUCCAGACGCUCUCUGAUUUGCUGUGGCAUGGUUCCAACGUCCUUUGUCCAUGGUGGGCUUCCUUGAUUCAGUGUGAGUGGAGUCCUCAUUGUUGUGCCAAACAUCAUUUCAUACGGAGAGAACUUGUGGACUGGAUUUGGCAAGUUCCUGUACGCCUGAGCUAUGUGAGGUACUUUGUCACAAAUAUCUACAUGCCACCUGCCAUGGAGUGUUCCUUCCUUGAAUAUUUUGAGUGCUGCAUUUUUGAUGGGGUGUCUCGGUUUUUUGAACCUUUGACAAGUGUCGCAGUUGGAUAUGUGUGCUGCUACAUCAUCGGCCAUUCUGGGCCACCAGAAAAACCUACGGUCUCCUGUUGGGUCCUCGAAUCUCCUGUAGAGUACUCCCUUUUGAAGUGUUAAGGAAUUGUAUUGGUGCCAAAGUGUUCAGGUAUUGCGCCCAAACUUGAUGACAUCUUGAAGGCUUCUGGCCUUUCUCUACUGCUGCGAUGAUUGGGGCUAAGUUUUUGUCUGCUCUCUGCAGUGAUGCCAUCUCUAGUGGUGUUUCCCCUUCAGGUGCACAGCCCGGGGAAUGUUUUGUCUGUGUUCGAGUGGAAGUCUCGUUUGACUCGGUACCACUCUUCGAUUUGUCUGGCCAGUGGAGAGGAGAACUUCCCUUCCAAGCUGAUUGGGUGCACGACUGGUGCU